Gadus chalcogrammus (walleye pollock) is the source of this 2446-nucleotide messenger RNA. RefSeq names its product cyclic nucleotide-gated cation channel beta-3-like. Gene Ontology annotation, molecular function: intracellularly cGMP-activated cation channel activity; cGMP binding; intracellularly cAMP-activated cation channel activity. Gene Ontology annotation, biological process: monoatomic cation transmembrane transport. Bases 1 to 2295 code for a protein of 764 amino acids. Gene Ontology annotation, cellular component: photoreceptor outer segment; intracellular cyclic nucleotide activated cation channel complex; plasma membrane. The transcript is spliced from 18 exons. NCBI's taxonomy places the organism in Eukaryota, Metazoa, Chordata, Actinopteri, Gadiformes, Gadidae. The record is from RefSeq and is a predicted model, not a curated record.
AUGUUCAACACAUUCAAGCGGUUCAUCGGGGCCCCGGAGCCGCCGGCCGAAUCCCCGAUCAGCCCCUCCCGGCUACUCUCUGCUAAACCCGCCACCGCUGCUGCUCCACCUGCGACGGAGGUGAAGCCUCCAGAAAAGAAAGAGGAAGAGAAGAAAGAUGAACCCAAACCGGCAGCUGAAGCUCCGCCUACUACACCUGCACCAGCCCCAGCACCAGAGCCGACGCCAGCCCCCACCACGGGUCCAGCACCUGCACCCGCUGCUACCGCCCCAGCACCCACACCGACCCCAGCACCCACACCGGCCCCGGCACCUACACCAGCCGCAGCACCCGCCGGAGCCCCAGUUCUUGCAGAUGGAGUGGCCAUUGAUGAGCCUCCGCCCUCUCGCACGCCCACCCCCCCGCCGGUGGUGUACCAGCGCUUCGUGGACGACACGCUCCGGUACGUCUCCAGGCAGCUGAGGGACCGGGUGGUGAGGUACAAGGAGAAGGUCAUCGACCCCUACGCCACCUCGCCGGAGAUCACCCCGCCUAUCACCCCCCUCCUGAGGACGGCCGACUACAUCAAGCUGAAGGAGGCCGAGCGCGUCGCCAAGGAGGAGGCGGACAAGAAGAAGGCAGAGGAAGCGGCCAAGAAGGCGGAGGACAAGAAGAAGAAGGACGAGGAGAAGCGGCUGGAGGCGGAGCAGAAGGCCGAAGAGGAGAGGCUGGCCGAGGAGGCCAGGAAGGCGGCCAAGUUCCUGCCCGACCUCAGCUGCGCCCCGGUCGACAUGCUGUUCCACCCCGUGGAGGAGAUGCUGGACGGGGUGCUGGGCAACACCAUCGACCCGUUCACCGACCGUCGCUACGUCACCUGGCUGGCUGUUGUGGCGGUGGCCUUAAACUACAACAUCUGGAUCAUCCCUGUUCGCCUCGUCUUCCCUUACCACAACGCCGCCAACAACCCCUACUGGCUCUUCUUCGACGCCCUCGCGGACCUGGUCAACGUGAUCGACAUCAUGGUCUGGCAACCGCGACUGCAGUUUGUCAAAGGGGGCGACAUCGUGAAAGAUAGGAAUCUGAGCAAACCACAUUACCGCUCAUCUUACCGAUUUAAGACUGAUCUCGUGAGCCUCAUCCCAUUCGAUGUGCUGGGUGUCUACUACGGCUUCAACUCUGUGUUCAGAUUGAACCGGAUCAUAAGGAUUGAAUACUUCUUUGAGUUCAGUGAUCGUCUUGAGAGCAUCAUGGCCAAAGCCUACAUCUGGAGAGUGAUCCGCACCACAGGCUACCUGCUGUACGCCCUGCACAUCAAUGCCUGCCUUUUCUACGUGGCGUCUCUUUACCAGGGCCUGUCCACCACCGACUGGGUCUACAACGGCCAGGGGAGCGCAUACCUGAGGUGCUACUACUACGCCGUGCGCAGCCUGAUCAACAUCGGGGGGCUCCCGGUGCCGCAGACGGUCUUCGAGAUCACCUUCCAGCUGUGUAACUUCUUCGUGGGCGUCUUCGUGUUCUCCAGUCUGAUUGGACAGAUGAGAGACGUCAUCGGCGCGGCCACGGCGGGCGAGACGUACUUCCGCGCGUCCAUGGACGGCUGCGUGUCCUACAUGAACAGCAACAGCAUCCCCAAGUUUGUGCAGAACCGCGUGCGCACCUGGUACAACUACACCUGGGCGGCGCAGGGCAUGCUGGAUGAGUCCGAGCUGCUGGAUAAGAUGCCCCUGGUGAUGAGAAUGGCCAUCGCUGUGGACAUCAACCUGGCCACCUUCCAGAAGAUCGCUCUGUUUCAGGGCUGUGACCAGCAGAUGCUGGUGGACAUGUUACUGAGACUCAAGUCCAUCGUGUAUCUACCUGGAGACUUUGUUGUCAAGAAGGGGGACAUCGGUAAAGAGAUGUACGUCAUCAAAAGCGGUGCAGUGCAGGUGGUGGGGGGACCAGACAACAGCAUAGUGUUUGUCACGCUGAAGGCCGGCUGUGUCUUUGGAGAAAUCAGUCUCCUACAGUCGGCCAAAGAUGGCGGCAACCGACGAACGGCAAACGUGAAAGCUCACGGCUUCGCCAACCUCUUCGUCCUGGAGAAGAAGGAUCUGUUUGACAUCCUGGUGCACUACCCAGAGUCCCAGAAGGUGCUGGCCAGGAAGGGAAAGAAUCUAAUGAAGGCCAAGGGUCCCGUUGCUGCCAAGGGAGUGACGGACAAGAGGGGGCUUUCGUUGUUCGGACCCAAGCCACCCACACCCAAAAUGCUAAGAGCCUUCGGCCAAGGAGGCCUUCUGGGCAAACUCAAGGCACUGAGGGCAAAGGAACAGUCCUGAGCAUGCUCAGUUCAUCAGUUCAUCAGCUCAUCCCUUCCAUUGGCAGAGGUGAUUCGUCAUACACCUUUGUUCCUAGUUUUUUUUCCACCUUACCUUGCUUUGUGCUAUAUAUACUGUAAUAUAUAUAUAUAUAUAUAUAAAUAUAUAUAUA